UUCGAAUCCAUACUGAUGUCGAUCAAGGCCAUUUUACGAACUAGUAUUUUGAGCCUUGCUUACUAUCGACCUGCCAUGAGGGAGAAAGGAAGAAGCUUCGGAUAAGAUUUCCUACUGCGAUUGCUAAAAGAGGUUUGAAUGACGUCAUUUGCCAGGAAAGUAGGCAUGUAUCACUGUUUAUGCUAUGUCCUAAGGGUGAAGAUGAUUGUCUGGAUAUAAAGAACCUACGAUUUCCAAAAUCACGAUGUAGUUUCAUCAACAACAUUCAAAAUGUAUUUCCACCUCCCCUUCAUAACUGCGUUUCUUGUAUCUUUUGCCUCUGCUCGAUAUGGUUCUUUAUUAGAAAGUAUCGGAACUGGACCAGGACCUUGGCAAAAUGCCUCCUACUUUGAAGAAUAUAAUCAAUCCCCUAACGCCACGGGAAGCGGCCCAUUAUACAGCGUCAAUACGUCUGUGGCUCCCCCUACAGGUCAGAUAGUGAGCUGGGAUACAAGAAUCAACGUCACCGAAGUUCCAUGGACUGCCAAGGAAACUGUGACGAAUACAGUGAUCUCAUUCGAUACACAAGAUAAUAUUUUUCCCUCCAAUUCCUCAUGGCAAACAUGCGUGAUUCUUUUCACAAACGUGCCAAGAAAUGUGACAGUCAAAGGUCAAAAUGAUCCAGGAGAUUGCACGACGUUGUAUACGAAAGAAUGUAUAUCGGAUUUCAAUUCGGCGAUCUUAUUCGCGAGGCUAUCAGCUGGUGGUCCCUGUCCAGGUAGCUUGCUUAACAUCAUACCAAAUAGUUGUGCAGGAUCAAUAAUUGCAGACUUCUCUACUGCACGUAUGUAUUUCCCGAGAGCUCAUCGAAUUUUAAAGAAGGUCACUAAUCCAAAACAGAAAUCGUAUCAAAUCAAACUCAUGGGUCAGCCUGGAUGUCCAGAUCCAGCGAUCCCCACGAUUCCGCCGAUUUCACCUUUUACGAAGAGGCGGUCACCAGAAUAUGGCCAAUUCUGAUAAUGCAAAGUCCGAGCGAGGAUUUUCGAGGAACUGGACUAAGCUUUUCUAACAUGAGUUGUUUGAGAGCGAAGAAUAUAACUAGUGGGAGUAAAAACGUCAAUGAUGUUCCUGGAGCGGGUAGUAGAAUGGCUCUUGGUGGAUGGACAUUAUUCGUCGUGAUGGGCGCUAUGAGUCUAUUUUUUUAAUGAACCAGAAAGAGGGCAAGAGUCCCUAGAUUCAAUUAGAUGAGAGCUAGGAAAGAGGAAUCAAUAUCCGAGUCGUCUCCAAGGAAGUAAGAUUCUUCCAAUUUUAGCUGUUUUAA
Molecule: messenger RNA, 1300 nt
Organism: Sclerotinia trifoliorum
Lineage: Eukaryota; Fungi; Ascomycota; Leotiomycetes; Helotiales; Sclerotiniaceae
Source: the annotation of a GenBank genome assembly